AUGACCAUAGCCUUGAAGGCUAGGGACAAAUAUGAAUUUGUCACUGGUGAAGAACAGGAACCUGCAGCUAGAUCUCCAUUGAGAAAGAGAUGGCAGAGGAUCGAUAAUCUGGUAACAUCUUGGAUCUUGAACUCUAUUUCUAAAGAUCUAGUUGAGGCAUUUUUGUAUUAUCCAAGUUCCAAGGAUCUUUGGAAUGAACUGACCACCAGGUAUGGUGAAUCUAAUGGACCUAUGAUUUACCAAAUAAGGAAAGAUAUUUCAGUAACUAUCCAAGGUAACCAAACAGUAGCCAAUUACUACACUAAAUUGAAAAAACUUUGGGAUGAGUUGGCUUGUUUAAGGCCCAUUCCCAAAUGCACCUGUGGAAUUGCAGAAAGGUGUACCUGUGAUGUUGUGAGAGCAGCCUCAGAUCUGGAUGGAGAGGAGAAACUUAUGCAGUUCCUCUUAGGACUGAAUGAUACAUAUGACAAUGUUAAAAAUCAAAUUCUGCUUAUGGAUCCAUUUCCAAGCAUGAGCAAGGCCUAUUCAAUGGUACUAAGUGUUGAAAAACAAAGUGAGGUGAAUACUGCAAUCUAUGACUCAAGUGAGAAUAGCAGUGCAAUGUAUGUGCAAAAAUCAAACUACAACAGCAGAAAUACAAGUAAUAGAUCCAGAUCUAAAGCUGACAAGCACUGUGAUCACUACAAUGGGACUGGCCGCACUAAAGAGACUUGUUGUAAACUAACUGGUUAUCCAGACUGA
Messenger RNA from Jatropha curcas, 741 nucleotides. NCBI's taxonomy places the organism in Eukaryota, Viridiplantae, Streptophyta, Magnoliopsida, Malpighiales, Euphorbiaceae. The record is from RefSeq and is a predicted model, not a curated record.